Messenger RNA from Cylicostephanus goldi, 567 nucleotides. The record is from the annotation of a GenBank genome assembly. Lineage: Eukaryota; Metazoa; Nematoda; Chromadorea; Rhabditida; Strongylidae.
AAAGGCAUAGAUACAAGAACAAACGUUCAGUCACUGAGCAAUGCUGAAACUACGGUUCUUAAGAGCAAAUAUAUACCAAAGAAUAUUGUCAGUGUAGCAAGCUCUGUUAUUACGGCCCCUCAAGAGAAAGUUCCUCUACAACUAUCGAUGGCGAAGAAAUCCCUUGAAUUUGAAUCUUUGGGAGAUGCCGAGACGGCUGAUUGUUAUGUAAGAGUACGCAGCUGCAGCAAUGGUCGUUUUCUUGUGGGGUUGACCAUAGAUGGGACCAUCGUUUUGACCGAUUUGUGGACAUUCACUACCCUCUGUAGAAAAAACAUCAGGACAAACGCGAAUGAGCUCUUCUACGAUUUUAUGUUCGUUGAUAAGCCUGGAAUGAAUCCAAAAAUUGGCACGAUUGCUACAGUUGUGCAGUGCGGUGAUCAUGUUGAGAUGCAAGUUCGUUACAUGAAGUCUCUUGAAGUUGCUUACCGUGUUGCCGUUACCGAAGGGACUUCACUGUUGCCUGUAUCAAAGACCGCUGACCGUGUAAUCUUGCUUGUGGAACCUUUUGGGACCAAAGUCCUGUGA